Sceloporus undulatus (fence lizard) is the source of this 1048-nucleotide messenger RNA. RefSeq names its product RNA polymerase II subunit J (gene POLR2J). The transcript is spliced from 4 exons. NCBI's taxonomy places the organism in Eukaryota, Metazoa, Chordata, Lepidosauria, Squamata, Phrynosomatidae. The coding region runs from base 545 to 889 and encodes 114 amino acids. The record is from RefSeq and is a predicted model, not a curated record. Gene Ontology annotation, molecular function: DNA binding; protein dimerization activity. Gene Ontology annotation, cellular component: RNA polymerase II, core complex. Gene Ontology annotation, biological process: transcription by RNA polymerase II.
CUCUAAACUGGUGGCUCUCAUGGCAGUGGACCAGCGAACGCAGGCCCCGCGGUGGAUCUACACACAUUCAACGUAAAUAAUGGAGAAAUCGAAAUAGCAACAGAUUUCCUGUACCUUGGAUCAAGCAUCGUUCGGAGCAGAGACUGCGGUCAAGAAAUAAGAAGGCUAGGAUCGAAGGGAAGACUAGGGCAAGGCAACUACGAAGGAACUAGGCAAGGUCCUAAACUGCAAAGAUAGAAAAUGGAGCGCUAAAGUUAGAAUCAUCCAGUCCAUGGCAUUCCCAUCAUCAUGUCUGGAUGUGAGAGCGACAGUGAAGAAAGCAGGCAGAAAGAGAACCAACUCAUUUGAAAUACGGUGCUGAGGAAACUAUAGCCGCUCUGACAGCCUUUAGAGCUGAAGAGCAGGGUAUAAAUACAACAACAACAACAAUAACAACAAUAAAUGGACGGCCAAGAAGAUGAGCAAAUGGUUCCUUGGACAUAUCACACCUUUAAAGCUUUAAAUGUCAUCACUGUCACCUUGACUUCACAACCUAGAAGCCAAGAUGCUGAAAUGGAGGCUGUCGUAUUUUGGCCACAUCUUGAGAAGGAUUACCAUAAAUAAGGAUACGAAGGUACCCAAUGCCUGUCUGUUCACCAUCAACAAAGAAGAUCAUACCCUCGGGAACAUUAUUAAGUCGCAGUUGUUGAAAGACCCCCAGGUGCUCUUUGCUGGCUACAAGGUCCCUCACCCGCUGGAGCACAAGAUCAUCAUCCGUGUCCAGACCACUCCCGACUACAGCCCCCAAGAAGCCUUCACCAACGCCAUCACGGAUCUCAUCAGCGAACUCUCCCUCCUGGAGGAGAGGUUCCGAGUUGCCAUCAAAGACAAGCAAGAAGGAAUCGAAUAGCAGCCCGGAGUUGUAGCAUGCGUUCGCCAAUGAACCGUUUCGUGUUUUUCCCCCUUAACUAGCAGUAGUAAGUAGUAAAUACUUGUCCGAUGUUUAAACCUGAGGUUUAGUUAGCUUACCGUCGUAUGUUGGCUAAUAAAUUAUGCUUUUAUUUUUUGA